AUGGAGAGACAAAAAAGCUUGGAAACAAGUUUACUAAGGAAGAGUCAAAGCAUAAGAGAGAAGAAACAUACAAAAGAAGAUGUUUUGCUUAGAAAGAGUCUAAGCAUAAGAGAAAGGAAAGCCCCAAACGACAAUGGUUAUCUCGAAAACGGGUUUACACCAAAGGGACAUCCAAACAAUAAGGAAUUUCACAAACAUCAAAGUGAAGAUUGUGAAUCUUCUGUUACAGUUUCUGUUUGUAUUAUCACCUUUAUCGUCGUCACUGGUUCUUUCUGCGUUGGCUGUGGUAUUGGUUUUUCAUCGGUUGCUCAACACGGAAUUAUGAAUGAAUUAUCUCUUUCCGUAGCAGAAUAUUCAAUGUUCGGGUCAAUUAUGACACUAGGAGGACUCAUUGGUGCAAUAUUUAGCGGUAAAAUCUCUGAUGUUUUGGGAAGAAAACGGACAAUGUUAUUUUGUGAAGCCUUCUGCGCAAUAGGCUGGCUCUUUAUCGCAUUGGCUCAGGAUGCGUUAUGGCUUGAUUGUGGGAGAUUAUUACUUGGAAUCGGCGUUGGUAUCUUUAGCUACGUGAUUCCAGUAUAUAUCGCGGAAAUAGCACCAAAACAUGUUCGAGGAUCGUUCGUGUUUGCCAAUCAGCUAAUGCAAAAUUGUGGGCUUUCACUGUUUUUCAUCAUUGGAAAUUUCAUUCCAUGGCGAAUACUAUCAAUAGUUGGUUCAGUUCCAUGUGUUAUUCACAUCAUUUGUCUAUGCUUCAUUCCUGAGUCUCCAAGAUGGCUGGCAAAAGUUGGACGUGAUAAAGAGUGCAGAGCUGCCCUACAACAACUAAGAGGCCAUGACGUUGAUAUUUCACAUGAAGCUAACACAAUUAGAGAUAUGACGGAAAUUUCCAAACAAAAUGGUGAAAAAACUCAAAUUAUGGAACUGUUUCAGAGGCGAUAUGUAUUUCCAUUAAUUAUCGGAGUCGGUUUGAUGCUCUUGCAACAACUCUCUGGCAGCUCAGGAGUUGUCUAUUAUGCUAGUAGUCUUUAUGAAAGAGGAGUAGCAAGCAAUUACAAAAUAAAAGGCAAAAGGACUAUUGGUACAUCUGUAAUGGCCACAAUCAUGGCUUCUUGUGCUGGAAUGUGCCUGUUUGCUUUGCUCUUAAGUGUUUCCUACAGCUUUCAGUCAUUGGGCAUUCUGCCUGAACUCACUCCAAUCUUCACUUGCAUCAGCUUACUGGGUUAUGCUAUAACAUAUGCAAUGGGAAUGGGAGUACUACCAUGGAUUAUAAUGUCUGAGAUAUUUCCAAUGAACGUUAAAGUUUCAGCUGGAACCUUAGUUACUGUCACCAACUGGGCAAUUGGUGGGGUUAUAACUUUCAGCUUUAAUUUUUUAAUUCAGUGGAGUGCAUCAGGAACAUUUUUAAUUUUUGCAAUCGUCUCAGCCGUAUCGAUUCUAUUUAUCUAUUUCCUAGUGCCUGAGACAAAAGGGAGAUCACUGGAAGAAAUACAAACAUUGCUUUCGACUUCAACGCACUGAUAUCGAUCAAAUUGUCACUAUAUCUUUAUUUGCCCUUACAAGAAGAAUUAUAUAUACAUUAUGUAACGUUUAUGUAAAAGUUUUGAUGUAUUGGGUAAGUAGAUGGAGACUUUAAUUGCUAAAAUAAAAUUAUGUAUUGGGGGAAAAGUAUAGUAAAUUUUUA
Capsella rubella is the source of this 1678-nucleotide messenger RNA. RefSeq names its product sugar transporter ERD6. The coding region runs from base 1 to 1515 and encodes 504 amino acids. Gene Ontology annotation, molecular function: sugar transmembrane transporter activity. Gene Ontology annotation, cellular component: membrane. Gene Ontology annotation, biological process: transmembrane transport; carbohydrate transport. The transcript has 17 exons. The record is from RefSeq and is a predicted model, not a curated record. NCBI's taxonomy places the organism in Eukaryota, Viridiplantae, Streptophyta, Magnoliopsida, Brassicales, Brassicaceae.